This is a messenger RNA of Bursaphelenchus xylophilus (pine wood nematode), 2575 nucleotides long. The record is from the annotation of a GenBank genome assembly. NCBI's taxonomy places the organism in Eukaryota, Metazoa, Nematoda, Chromadorea, Rhabditida, Aphelenchoididae.
AUGACUGAACCGCAACGUUUGCCAAUCGUAAAAGUUGCCGCGGUAUCCGCGGCAGUAGCCGCCACUGCCGGCCUGGCGUAUUAUUUGCUUAAAAAGGUAUGUUUUGACUGUUUUAUGAUUUUUUUGGUUGUUUAGGACAAGUCCAGCGCUUCCACCGCUUCAGCAACGAUUGUUAAUGCUAACUUAGCCCCGUUCGAGCAAGCUCAACAGCUGAAGGAGCUUGGAAACGCCCAAUUUGCUAAGCACAAUUAUUCGGAAGCCGAUAAGCUUUUCGAAAAGAGUGUGGAGAUCCUAAAAUCGCUUGCAAUCUCGCCAGAACAACAGCAAUUACUGUCUACUGUCUUUAACAACCUUUCGGCAGCUGCAGAGUAUCAGAAUGAUUUGGCGAGAGCUUUGGAAUUGACGGAUAAAGCGCUGAGUAUAAAUAAAAAUUACACCAAGGUCUACAUUCGAAGGGUUCGGCUGCACAAAAAGCUGGAUCAACUUCAAAACGCCGUCGCUGAUGGAGGAUAUUGUCUGAGGUUGUUGCAGGGGUCUGGAGACAAGAUUUUGGAGAAGGUAAAUCGAGAUUUCUUGGAGGAUUUGACGAAUUUGACAGCAAAGAAUGUGGAGAACAUGUUCAAGGUGAGUGAUGGAUAAUAUUGCUUGUUUUCUUGUGAAAUCAGCUAUCCUUUUUGAAUUAUUAUUGUUCAUUGUUUAGAAAUUCUUCCUCACCGGGCAAUUCUUGCCAAUUUCCCGGCUGAUAACUGAAGAUUGGACGCAGAAGAUUGCUAUCCAUGAUCCCGUUUUGAAUCGACUCGAAAAUAUUCGUGAUGAAGCCACUUAUUCGGACCCUCUAGACCAGGCAUUGCAAUUUUUCGCUCAGCAAGAGCACACCAAAGCUUUGGAGCUUGCUUUGAAGGCAUCAUUGGAUGAGGAACUUUCAAUUAGGGAUCGGCUUUUGGCCAGGUUGUUUGCUGCAAGGAUCUACCUAUUUGCCGGGUUAUACCGGGAAGUUCAGUUCAUGACAACACAGUUUACAGCGUUGUGGGAUGUUCAAUGUAAGUUUAUUUUAUUUUUUGUUCUUUGGCUUUUAGGAGGAAGUUUUGAUGAAUAAGGUUUGAUGGGCAUGAAUCAAAUAAAAUUAGACCGUUGAUGGAUUUUUCGUAUGAAAGUUGAAAUGAAAUGAAUUUUGAAAGAAGUUCUAGGAAGCAUAGACUCUGAUGAGUUGUUUAUAGCUGCUCAUGUCAUCAUUUUCCAACUUCUUUUUGGAAAUAGGCAUUAGCUAUCAUGGUGAAUUUAAAAAUUGUCAGUUUUUUGCGGUUUGUUUCAAGAAAACAUGAAGAAAGUUCCUAGUAGAGCUGUUCUAAUGUCUUUUAAGCUAUGUGUUUUUAAUUCCGCCAUCAAUAUUACCUUAUUUUAGCUGAAGAAUUCAAGGUCGAAAACAAAGACCUUCUUCUGGCCCUCUGGGCAUUGGAUGUGUACAUUGAUGCCAUAGACGACUCAGAGCGCAAGAUCCUCCAAAACCAUGAGUUGCUUAAAGGAAACGUGGAUCCUCUUGUUGUUCUUGCCAAUCAUUGCAGUAGAUGGGGAGAUUACACAAAAUCCAUCGAACUGAUCAAGCUGGCAAGAACGUUGGAACCCGAACAUCCCGAUUUGGAAUUCCAUGAGCUGACUUAUCAGUUCUAUGCCGCCGCCAAGGACCGAAAUAUGUCGGCUGUUCAGACAGCUUGUGCCAAUAUCGAUAGAUAUGUUCAAAAUAAUGAUCUCAACGCUUUCAAGACUCUAACUGUUGCUAAAGUAAGUUUAUAAAUAAUUGAUUGACCAUAAAGUUUUUUUUCUAAGGACAUAGAAAUACAAUUUGAGCUCGAAAAUGUCAAUUUUUUCUAUAAAAUACCAAAUUUUUCAUGGGGAAUAUAAUUUUAGGUAUUUGCCUCCCUUGCCAACCUUGAUCUAGCCCUGGAAAUUCUUGAUAAGCACAAAGAUAAGUGUCAGAACUCAAUUUCAUUCGAACUUCUUCAUGUGUAAGUUGUUUUCAAUAUUUUUUUUGAUUUUAGGCUGUGUUACACGGAGAAGAACUCAACUAACCCCGAAGUCAUCACUCAGUUCCGUGAAAAAUUGGUCGAUCUCAGCAAUAAGGACCCGUAUAACCAUGAGCUUCUAUCGUUGUUGUCCAGACAUAUGAGUGAACGGUAAAUUUUUUGAGGCGUUAUAUUGUAGUAGGUAGGAGGAGAUGAUUUUGAAAAAAUUUGACGAUUUUUGAGCUCUAGAUGGCGGGAGAUGAAUUGUAAUUAGUGUAGAAUAAUUUGAAGAGUGUUUCUUCUAUUGUCUGAUGGAUUAUAAGUGGGAUGAGUAACGAUUUUGAUUCAUUUUCAGAGGAAAUUUCGAAGAAUCCGCUGGCCUGGCUGCUCAAGCCUUCUUUGGCGUCCGAUUCAUCCAAGAAUUCACCAUAAGAUACCAGGACCUGAUUGCGUCAUACUCAUUUGCUGGUCUCCCCUUGCCAUACGACGACAUCCCCCCAUACAAAGGCCCGGAACAUAUCAAAGUCACCUCUCCGGAAUGGGCCACCAAAUUCGAAGCAUCGGACGGCGUUUGA